Scheffersomyces coipomensis is the source of this 1794-nucleotide messenger RNA. RefSeq lists its product as uncharacterized. The transcript has a single exon. Lineage: Eukaryota; Fungi; Ascomycota; Pichiomycetes; Serinales; Debaryomycetaceae. Bases 1 to 1794 code for a protein of 597 amino acids. The record is from RefSeq and is a predicted model, not a curated record.
AUGUUCGAAAGAUGGUUUUGGUUUGACACUGAUCUGUCAUUCUAUGACGAUGAUUAUAUUUAUGAUUUCUUCACCUAUGAAUUACCUAAUUUUGAUAAUUAUAUCAAAUUGAAAAUACUUAAAGGUAUGUCCAUUGAACUAUUUCUCAUAUUACAAUUGACCACAAAUGAUGAAUUUAUAAAACAAAUCAAAUCUAAAGAUAUAAAUCCUCAACCAUUAGUUUAUCCUACAACUUGGAAUGAUGUUAAUGAAAUUAUUAAAUUUAAUGAAUCCUUAACUGAUUGCAUGGAUUAUAAUAAACAAUUACGCCAUUCAAUUCCAAUCGAAGUGGAAAUCGAAAAUGAAGAUCCAAUUCAAAUACUUCAAUUAAUUGAAAACUUAUUGGAAAAUGAUAAAUCUAAUUGUAUUGAGUUAGAAUUAAGACUUUAUCGAAAUUCUAGUAAUGGAUUAAGAGAAAUUAAAUCCCUUGAAACUUUUAAAUAUGCCAAUAGAGUCAGUCAACUUCAAUUCCACUCAUAUGAAAAAACCAAUAUUGGAGAUGUAUUGGAAGUUGAUUUUGCAAAAUAUAUAAAUUUGAAAGAAUUACAUGGGUUUUCAAAACAAAUUUUAAUGAAAUUACCUCAAUCUUCCAUUCAAAAUUUAACUGAAUUAUCUCUUGAGAAUAUUCAUGAUCCAUCUUAUCUUGUUAAACUUGAUAAUUUAAAAUCACUUGCUAUGGAAUUAGAUUAUGAUCCAGAAUUUGAUAUUAAAUACUUACCUCGAAAUAUAACAAUAUUAGAUUUAACAUGUGAAAAUACCAUCAUUAAUAUUAAUUCUGAAUAUGAUUGGCCUCAAAAUUUAAAGCAUUUACUGUUGAUAGGUGGACUGUCUGAUAGAGUUCCUUUUGAAAAACUUAAACAUUAUAAAUUACCACCGAAAUUAAAAACAUUAAGUGCAGACCUCUAUGGUGAUCUUAAAAUGUUUUCUCGAUUGCCUGAUUCCAUGAUUGAUUUGUUUAUUGGCAUUACAAAUUUUAGGAAUGAAAAUAUCCUUACUAUUCCUCGUUGGUUACGAAAUUUAAAUAUUAGCGAAUGGAAUCUGUCAAGUUCAACUGAUAAUAUUGAAUUCAAAAGUGCCUUGGAAAGAUUAGAAUUAAAUGGAAUACCUUUCGUCAUACCGCAUUUAAAUUUCGAAAAUUUGAAACAUUCCUUACGAAGGUUGACCAUAUCUAGUUAUCAACAUCAAAUUUCAUUAUAUCAUUUGAAUUUUAAUCAGUUUACAAAAUUAACAUAUAUAAAUAUAGUCAAUUCCAAUUUUGAAAGUUUGGACAAUUUUAAACCACCUCCUACUUUGAAAUUUAUUCAGAUUCUUGUCUGUAACAUAACUUCAAUCACUCACCAAUGUCCUUUGUUCAAUUCUCCUUUUGACUUUCCAGAAUUACACGACAUAAUAAUUUCCCAGUGUCAUAUCAACUUCAUAAGUCCAAAUAUACAAUUACCCAUCAAUUUGAAGAACUUGGAUAUUGAUGAUAAAAUAAUUAAACAUUUCUCAUUAACAAAUUCUAUAAUUUAUCAUCCAGCUUUAGAGUCUUUGAGAAUAGGUGUGAUACCAUUCUCCAAAGUAGUUCCUGAUGACUUAUUACCAUUGAAUAUUUAUUUCAAAUCAAAGUUCAAAUCAUUUACAAUUAAAUAUAUUAGUUGUGCUCAAGUAGAGUUUGAUCAAUUUUAUCGUGCUUUGGAGUACAUCUAUGGAAGAAAGAUUAUUAGCAAGGAUCCAACUAAUGAUGGCGGAAUUAUUCUAAAAUUUGCUGAUUAA